AUGUCCGCUGCACCAACUGAAGCACCAAAGAGAGCCUUCGGCAAGAAGGGCGGUAGAGGCCCAAGAAGAGGUAGAAGAGACGAGGAGAAGGGUUGGACCCCAGUCACCAAGCUCGGUAGAUUGGUGCAAGCCGGUAAGAUCACCACCAUCGAGGAGAUCUACUUGCACGCUUUGCCAGUCAAGGAGUACCAAAUCAUCGACCAAUUGCUCCCAGAGUUGAAGGACGAGGUCAUGAAGAUCAGAUCUGUCCAGAAGCAAACCAGAGCCGGUCAAAGAACCAGAAUGAAGGCUGUUGUCAUCAUUGGUGACUCCAACGGUCACGUUGGUUUGGGUAUCAAGACCGCCAAGGAGGUUGCUUCCGCUAUCAAGGCUGCUAUCAUCAUCGCCAAGUUGUCCAUCAUCCCAAUCAGAAGAGGUUACUGGGGUUCCAACUUGGGUGCUCCUCACUCCUUGCCAACCAAGGUCACUGGUAAGUGUGGUUCCGUCUCCGUCAGAUUGAUCCCAGCCCCAAGAGGUAAGGGUAUCAUUGCUUCCCCAGUCGUCAAGAAGUUGAUGCAAUUGGCUGGUGUUGAGGAUGUUUACACUUCUUCUUCCGGUUCUACCAGAACCACCGAGAACACCUUGAAGGCUGCUUUCAUUGCCAUCGGUAACACUUACGGUUUCUUGACCCCUAACUUGUGGGCCGUUCAAGCUUUGGCUGCUUCUCCUUUGGACACCUACGCUGACAUUGCUAAGGGUGGUAAGAGAAGAUACUAA
Messenger RNA from Australozyma saopauloensis, 756 nucleotides. It is a transcript of the gene RPS21, whose product is annotated as 40S ribosomal protein uS5. Gene Ontology annotation, molecular function: RNA binding; structural constituent of ribosome. Lineage: Eukaryota; Fungi; Ascomycota; Pichiomycetes; Serinales; Metschnikowiaceae. The coding region runs from base 1 to 756 and encodes 251 amino acids. Gene Ontology annotation, biological process: translation. The record is from RefSeq and is a predicted model, not a curated record. Gene Ontology annotation, cellular component: cytosolic small ribosomal subunit; ribosome. The transcript has a single exon.